Emys orbicularis (European pond turtle) is the source of this 775-nucleotide messenger RNA. RefSeq names its product plasminogen receptor with a C-terminal lysine (gene PLGRKT). Bases 201 to 644 code for a protein of 147 amino acids. The transcript has 5 exons. Gene Ontology annotation, biological process: positive regulation of plasminogen activation. The record is from RefSeq and is a predicted model, not a curated record. NCBI's taxonomy places the organism in Eukaryota, Metazoa, Chordata, Testudines, Emydidae. Gene Ontology annotation, cellular component: plasma membrane.
CCACCCCGCCGGAGCGCGGCGCGGCUCGGCCCGGCCCACCAACAACCUUCCCGAAGGCCGGACAGAGCGCGAGGCGUCUCCUGAGCGACCUCCUGCCCCCCGAGACCGGCGGCUCCACUGCCCCCUCCUGCGGUGAGGGGAGGGAGGAGCUGGAGGAUGAGCUGCUGGAGGGGGCUCGUAGUAGGCUGGUUUAGAUCAAAAUGGGAUUCAUCUUUUCAAAAUCUGUGAAUGAAAACCUGAAGAGUCAACAGGAGUUCAUGCUCAUGAACUCUCGACUUCAGCUGGAAAGACAGAUACUGAUGCAGAGUCAAAUGCGAGAGAGACAGAUGGCUAUGCAGAUUGCUUGGACAAGGGAAUUCCUCAAAUAUUUUGGAAUAUUUUUUGGACUUGCUGCUGUAGGUCUAACUGCUGGAGCAAUAAAAAACAAGAAACCAGGACUGUUCCUUCCAAUAGUUCCCUUAAGCUUUAUACUUGCCUACCAGUAUGAUAUGGGCUAUGGAACACUUUUGCAAAGGAUGAAGGGUGAAGCAGAGAACAUACUUGACACAGAGAACACCUUGCUAGAAAUGCCAAAAGGAGCCAUCACUUUUGAAAGCCUUGAAAAAGCCAGAAGAGCUCAGAGCAAGUUCUUUAUAGAAAAAUAAGAAGACUGUAACCACUCAGUACUUCAAAUACAAAAUUAUUUGUUUGUAAUUAUGUUGCUGACUUAAAAUAUGUCAAAUUAUUAGUUUUGAGAACACAAUAUUUUAAAAAUAAAAUGAAUUUCAUUUAAAAA